Messenger RNA from Neohortaea acidophila, 1789 nucleotides. Its product is annotated as FAD dependent oxidoreductase. Lineage: Eukaryota; Fungi; Ascomycota; Dothideomycetes; Mycosphaerellales; Teratosphaeriaceae. Gene Ontology annotation, molecular function: oxidoreductase activity. Gene Ontology annotation, cellular component: cytoplasm. The record is from RefSeq and is a predicted model, not a curated record. The coding region runs from base 168 to 1589 and encodes 473 amino acids. The transcript has 2 exons.
CUUGAUCGUGUCGUGUUUCUUACGUUCAUACUAUUUCUUACAACUGAUCCUCAUUCUUUGUGUCCGAUUAUCUUUCCUAGCUCUCGCAAUCAUGUCUGCUCGUUGUAGGUCAACCGUCGUCUGUCAAUUCUCUCCAUCCACAUCUCUCACCAGCAACAGCCAAGCGUAUGCAUGCAGAAAUCACCGAGCGUCUAUGCAACGACCCUGGACUUCCGCAUCCCAACCCAACGUCGUCGUAUUGGCAGGAACCGGUGCUCGAAUCCGUCGCUGCUCUCCAGUCUCCACAGCUUGAUGAGAAUGCCGACAUCCUGGUCAUCGGCUCUGGUAUCACCGGGUGCAGCGUUGCUCGUCAUCUACUUGAUGGAAAUAGCAACCUCAAAGUCACCGUUCUCGAGGCAAGGACAGUCUGCUCCGGUGCGACGGGGAGGAAUGGUGGCCACGUCAAAGCCGUUCCUGAGUACUCCUUCGCUGAGCUAGUGCCAUCACUGGGCAAAGAAGAGGCCGAUGCCGUCAUUCGCUUCACCCUCGCCAAUCCUGAGGCGCUUCUCCGGGUGAAAGACACCCUCUCUCCCGAGCUCCAAAAACACUGUGAGGUCCGGCGUGUCGAGUCAUUGAAUCUCUUCACCGAUGACGGAGCUGUGUCGCAAUUUGAGAGUCUCCUCGAAGACUUUGAGCGCAGCCAUCCCAAACGUGGCCGAAUAGUCCCUAGAGACGAACUAGCGCAGAAAUUCGACGUCCAUAAUGCUGCUGGAGGCUACUUGGCGCCAGCUGGUGCUGGAUGGCCAUAUCGUCUCAUCACCGGCCUCUUCGCCGACAUGGUCAAGGACUACACAGACCGCUUUCGAUUAGAAGCACUGACUCCGGUACAAUCCAUCGAAUAUCUAGACGCAGCGCAAAUGUAUAGAGUGACCACUCCGAGAGGUUCGCUUCAUGCGAAACAAGUGGUGCACGCCACUAACGGUCACGCCGGACAUCUACUUCCGGGGAUUCGAGGGAAAUUAUACCCCGUGCGAGGGCAAAUGACAGCUCAGUCUCCCUCGGCGCGGUUCGGUAUCCAGGGUGCUGAUCGAUCUUGGAGCAUCCACUAUGGUACUGGUUUCGACUACAUGACCCAGAGCGGCACAUCUGGUGAGAUCUUCCUGGGCGGUGGACUCGGACAAGCGUAUCUUCAUGGGCUGGACGAACUUGGAAACGUCCGGGAUGAUGUCAACAGUGUCCUGGCGACGGCGCAUCUUUCGGGGAUCAUCAACGCAGUCUGGUGCAAGGACAAGUCAGACACGGCCACAGUCGACGUUCGGGCUGCCUGGACGGGUGUCAUGGGGUUCACAACAGACGGCCUACCGAUGGUAGGCAAAUUGGCCCAGGAAGCAACGUUGCGAUCGGGUUCGGGAGAAUGGAUUGCCGGGGGCUACAAUGGAUACGGCAUGGCGAAUGCCUGGCUAAGUGGCAAGUACGUUGCAGAUCGCAUUCUGGGCAAGGAAGACGAUGGCCUCUUGCCUCAAUCGUACAAAUACUCUGCGGAAAGGCUGAAGAGCAUGCAAGCCGAGGAUGGAGCGACGCACUGGAUGACGGCUCUGGGCCUGGACUGACGUCGUCUUUAGAUGUGGUUGAUGGAGAGUUUCCGUCCCCGAGUAGUUGCCUGAACCAUCAAAUGUAGGAAUGCAUGGUAAUGUUCGUCAGGCACGCCAGAAUUGUCAUCUCGGUUGAACCUGCUAGAUCCCGGCUAUAGAUCGAGGCUGAUACGACAUCUCAAUGACCGCCAGUGCUGGUCAUCACGUUUGCAUUGUAU